UUUGCCAUGUACAUUUGAUUUAUUCAUUAAGGAAACGGCGGAUAUAUAUGUUUCAAGGGUAUCCCAGAAACGUUUUAUUUCAAAAGAAUGUUAUGGCAACCAUGCCUAUUUCCUAUCUAGCACCAUGUUAACAGAGAAACAAAGAUCCGGCUGACCAGGGAGAGGGUAGCAGAUGGGAUUCCGGAGUUACGAAUACUAGUCGAGGAGGAAUCAGACAGUACCUUACUAUUCCAAUACAUUUGCAGAGAGGAAGACUUUAGGAAAUUGUUGAGGAAAUUUAAUAUGAACUUUAAGGAUGCAGAGGAAAUGUGCAAAUCCCUACAUGAAUCCUUUGAACAAGUAAAACAGCCAGGGCAAGGGCUUCGCAUGAAGCUGGAAACAUUGAAGACGGUGGCCCACCUCAAGUUUCGAAACUUUGAACUGAGGUUGAGACCGGCAUGUAAAACACGUGUGACCAAACACAACAAGAUGCGGCAGGAGGAGAAGGAGGAGGAACAGAGACAGUUGGAGCAAACAUGCCGGAAUCAGAGAGAGGAAAUUGCAACUAUGGGACAAGAAAUGGAUCGGAUGAGAGCUGAGAUAGCAGAAUUGAGGGAGCAAGUCAGGUCUCUGAAAGAAGGGGCCAAUACUAUUACGGCCCCUUCAACUGAAAUAGCAGAACAGAGCAGGAUCCCAAUACCAGUGGUACCUGCUCCUGCCCCUGCAACUGCCCACAGGAGCCUUUUUUCAUCUGUGGGCAGUUCGAGACCUGGCUUAGCUGCGGGAAGAGUUACUACAGCAACAACGACUGUGCGCAAGACCGCAACAACUGCGCGCAGUACCUUAACUUCUUCCCGCAGCACGGCAGCACCUGCGGGCAGCUCAACACGGACAACAUCUGCCCGCAGCUCUGCUGCCACUGCCCCCAGCAUGUCAUCAGCUGGUGGGCAGACUGCCCCCAGCACGUCGUCAGCUGGUGGGCAGACGGUCGAGGGUGGGGCAGCCCAAGGUCGGGGACAAGUCUCAACAAAACGAAAACGUCAUGAUGACGAUGGGGGGCAGGCAAAGAAGAAAGCAGCUUGGAGAUGAAAAUAGAAAAUGCCUGCCCCUCCCCCACCCCUCGACCGAACUCCCUCUUCUGCAUCUCAGCCAAACCACUACAUCGCUCUCUGAUCCAAAUUGCUCAACAUCGCUCCACACCUCUCCUCCACCACAACAUCCCUGCUUAGCAUCGUUCAACACUCGGCUGCAGUUUCCCUAAAAUGCUGCUGUGCUCUACAAUGGCUAGAGCUGUGUUUGUGUCAUGCCGGUCUCUUUGGGCCACCGUCAACCACGCCCUGGUUGUGAAUAUUGCCUCGAAAGAAACACCAGAAAGGACAUUCCCACGAACUAGAACUGACAAUUUGUUAGUGUUGUGUUCAUUUUUAAUUGGUUAAAUUUAGGUUUGCCUUUUGAAAGAUACCAUUUUUUCCAUUAAACUGUCUUCUUUCAAAAAAGAGAAUGUUCAUAGCCUUUGUGUCAUAUGUUGGUGUUCUACUGCAAACACUUAAUUUUGGUCACAACUCAACAACCACUACUAUCUUAUUCAAUCUUCAGUAAAGUUAUUUCAAAUAAUUUAUUUAAUGUUGGUACAAACAACAAUCUGGUUGAAAAUGUUUUAUUUAAAUGUCAAACAAUUUUGACAUGGAUCUUUCUUGUUUUAAAGGUAUGAUGUUCAUAAUACAAGACUAAUUUCACAUCUGUUAAAUUCAGAUUAAUUUCUGAAAUGGCCUCAAUCCAGUUGGGGUAGUUAUCUCAGCAUUUUGACUUGACUGCAUAUAUCUACAAAUGCAUUAUUUUACUUUGUUUAUUUGCCUAAAGCAGAUCUUGACUGAAGCUCCAAAGUAGUAGCUGUAUGAUUUAACAGUUUCAUACAUGACCUUGGCUUCACUCAUUUUUUUAUGUUGUCUGAGCAUUGGACAAACUAAGAUUUAUUUGAAUCUUUUAUUGAUAUUUAAUUAUCAAUUUGUACAUCAAUGUCUGUUCUAUUCUGACCUUAGUCCCUGUCCUGUCUCACGGUGUCCAUCUCGAUAUUGAAAACAGGGGCCCCUGUACUCCACUUAAUCCCCCUCCAAAAAUUUCUCCUGGCCCUACACCAGGCAAUUUUCAAUCCCACCAUUAUCCCGUCCAACAAAUGCCUUUCCCCAAAUCCUUUCCUGAACCCUGACCUGUCCACUGUCAAACAAACCUUCUACUCUACACUUAAGGGCCGGCCCAAAUCAUGCUCUCUUUCCUUACAGACAUAGAUGUACAAAUAGAUUAAAUGCGUAUUUGAAAUUCUUGGAAGACAUUUGAAAAGUCAGGUUGUUUAUUUUACAAAAAAAAGUGUGCUAUACCAUAUAACAAAUUAAAGAAACAAU
Messenger RNA from Mya arenaria, 2378 nucleotides. RefSeq lists its product as uncharacterized. The transcript is spliced from 9 exons. Lineage: Eukaryota; Metazoa; Mollusca; Bivalvia; Myida; Myidae. Bases 283 to 1068 code for a protein of 261 amino acids. The record is from RefSeq and is a predicted model, not a curated record.